AUGGCAAUGCUUGAGCCGAUUCGGCAUCGUCGGAACCGUGUAUAUUGCUUCAUGUUUAGCCUGACACUGGUCCAGCUGGGCGCCGUUGGAGCUGUCAUUGCUCAACAGAAGCCGUUGUCUGGCGGGCCUUCGCCAGGCCGAGACCCGUUCGAUGACAAGUUUGCGGGACUUGUCGACGACACGUUAAACGAAUGGCGUGUUCCCGGAUUGUCCAUUGCCGUCAUUGACAACGACCAAGUGUUUGCAGAGGGCUACGGGAUUGCGACUUUCCCGAAUACCCCCGCCACGCCUGAGACGAUAUGGUAUGGUGCUUCCACUACAAAGGCUUUCGUCGCUGCCGCCAUUGCGGCAGUGAUCGACUCCGGCAACUACCCGCAGUUAUCUCUUGGGUGGUCGACUCCCGUCUCAUCCAUCAUCAGGGAUGAUUUUGUCUUGCAGAAUGAGUGGGCAACAGCGCGUGUUAGCCUCGAAGACGCCGUGAGCCAUCGAACCAGACUCGGCGGUCAGGACUUUUCGAGCUUGAGGGUGGACAACGGUAUCCAAGUCACACCAAGGGAUGUCGUCCGUCGUUUACGCCAUCUGCCUCUCUUUGCGGAGCCGCGUACGACGUAUGAGUACUGCAAUGCCAUGUAUGUGACAUUGGGCUAUGUCCUGGAGACAUUGAUGGGCCGCUCUCUUGCCGAGGUUCUCGGAAACUUGAUCUGGGAGCCGCUGGGGAUGGCAUCUACCUAUUUCGAUCUUGGGGAUGCCAUCAGCGCACCGGAGCACCUGGCAUCGGGAUAUAGGUGGGAUCCAAAUCGUGACAACUACACAGAGGUGCCGCACAUGGUGGUCACGGAACAUGGCGGUGCUGGGGCCAUCUUUUCCAACGUGCUUGAUUAUGCCAAAUGGGUCAAGUGCCUGCUACACGAGUCAGCUCCGUUGUCAAAGGCCGUCCACAAGGACAUCAAGACGCCCAGGUUCAUCUCAAGCCCGCUGCCGAAUGACGGGUUUGACUCUGUCCUGUAUGGACUGGGAUGGGAGCGCACCUCAAUCUACGGACAUGUGGUAUACCAACACAGUGGUGGAAUGCAUGCGUAUGGGGCCUAUGUUUACUGGCUGCCGGAAAUCAAGUAUGGCAUUGUGUCGUUUGCCAAUACAGCCGUCACGUCAAAUGUCGCCGAAAUGGUUCUCUCGACGAGAUUGAUCGCGGAUAGGCUGGGCAUUCCGGAAGAGAAGCGUUUCGACUAUGCGGACAGCGCGAGACGCCAAUUAGACGGAGCGGCUGAAUGGUUAGAGCAUGCUCUCGACAACCUCUACCCGAAUAGACCAAAGACACGCCUAGCCUCAACUCUGAACACAAGCCAACUCGCCGGCACAUAUUACAACCCUGGGUUUCGGCGAAUUAGGCUUCGAGACGAGACAAACCCUCGGAAUCCAGGAGAGAAUGUGCUGAGAUCGGGUAGAGAGGAGGCUUCAUGGCGUCAAAAUCUUACAUUUCACCAUGUAUCGGGCGAUAACUGGAUUAUCUAUGCCGAUAUGUAUUCCAUCUUCCGAAAUACUGCCUUAAGGAGCCAGUUCAAGAUUGGGGUAGAUGGAAAGGCUGCGGCUCUGGAAAUUGAGUUUCGCAAUCGCGGAGCGGCAGUUGCUGAGGCGGUGGUCCUGUUUGACAAAAUGGAGGAUUGA
Molecule: messenger RNA, 1665 nt
Organism: Metarhizium album ARSEF 1941
Lineage: Eukaryota; Fungi; Ascomycota; Sordariomycetes; Hypocreales; Clavicipitaceae
Product: Beta-lactamase/transpeptidase-like protein
Exons: 3
Coding region: 1-1665 (554 amino acids)
Source: RefSeq, a predicted model, not a curated record